CCACCAAACUUGAAGUGCGUGCGUCUUGCAUAUUACGCGUGCGCUGGCAAUUCAUUUCCACACCGUAGGGCGGCAAAGGCAUCCUCCAUGUCACGUCUGCCUCACGGCUUACCAUCCACUGGUGGCAUCAACGACUGGUUCGUCUUGACAUCCAUGUCAACGUUUGCAUCAAAACUGGGCACGAACUACUGCCCGACCGACGAUGAAUUCUCUCAUAUUCAAAAACUAAUCGAGGAGCCAUUGAAGAGCCUGCACCAGCUGGACGCUCGGAUUUUCGAUCUUCAAAAGGCAUUGAAUGCUUUACUCGCAGAACGGGAUACCAUCACAUCAUUCAUCGAGUCUCACAAAUCUCUGCUUGCGCCGAUUCGACGACUACCGGUGGAGGUUCUCCAGGAGAUAUUUGUUGCCAGGCUUAGAGGAGCUGUCGAUGCAGAAUAUCCAAACCAUCUCAGACAACGCCAUUCUCGAGUUCAUCCUAGCCCGCAUUCCGACACUGAAAGUUGCACGCUUCGAGUUUUUCCGCGCUCCAUCACAGGACUCUCACCUAGUCCAACACAUCCGAUGAUCGUCUCAAGCGUGGAAAGCGGACAGCUAGACCUCCUCUUAGAAUACCCUCCGCAUCCCGUCUAUGAACCAGGACCGUCAGACGAAAUCAAGCAGGUCUGGGAGGGCUCUUUUUUCGCAGAGGAUGAAUAG
Messenger RNA from Mycena indigotica, 696 nucleotides. RefSeq names its product F-box domain-containing protein. The coding region runs from base 88 to 696 and encodes 202 amino acids. The record is from RefSeq and is a predicted model, not a curated record. NCBI's taxonomy places the organism in Eukaryota, Fungi, Basidiomycota, Agaricomycetes, Agaricales, Mycenaceae. The transcript has a single exon.